Drosophila innubila is the source of this 1247-nucleotide messenger RNA. Its product is annotated as ficolin-2-like. The coding region runs from base 4 to 1176 and encodes 390 amino acids. The transcript is spliced from 3 exons. The record is from RefSeq and is a predicted model, not a curated record. NCBI's taxonomy places the organism in Eukaryota, Metazoa, Arthropoda, Insecta, Diptera, Drosophilidae.
AAAAUGAGAAUAAGUAUUUUCUAUAAGAGUAUAAUCCUAAUUCUGGCUAUUAAUGUACUUAAUGCAACUGCAUCUCAGGAAGAUAUUUCUUGUAAAGUCAACCGAGAAUUGGAACAACAAUGUGGCUCAUACACGUAUGUGGUUGUCAAGCCAUUUCUCGAUUAUAUAAAACAAAUUAACGACGAGAUAAAUCAAAAUAAAAUCAAAGACAGAGAAAUAAAUGAUUUAAAGGAAAAGUUGAUUCAACAAAAUUCAAAUGUAGCGAUCAACAAUGUAUUGAAAGCUCAGAUUGAUUUUCAGCAAACAACUAUAAAUAGAUUAACUACAAGUGCGAUAUCAACAGAUCAAUGUGAUCAAAUUAAAAAAGAACUAAUUGAUAAGGAUGAAAUGAUUGCAGAACUGAGAGUCAAGGCAAAAACUGAUACUGACAAUUUGAGAGCAACUCAAUUGCAAUUAGAGGAGAAUCUAAUUAAGUUAGCAAAACAAAAGACAGAUUUACAAUUAUGUCAAAAAGAAGUAGAAAAAUUUAGUAAGACAGAAAAGAAUCAAAAGCCCAAUAGUUGCAAUGCAUUUGGAGAUUCUUCAGGUAUUCAUCAAAUACAAGUUCCUGGAAUAGAUUCAUUCGAUGUUCUGUGCGAUAAUCAAACAGCUGGACCUGGAUGGAUAGUUAUUGAGCAACGAUUGAAUGGUGGAGAGAGUUUUAACAGAGAUUGGGCCACAUUUCGAAAAGGAUUUGGUUCUCAUGACGGCGACUUUUUCCUGGGCCUGGAAAAGAUUCAUCGAUUGACUAACAACCAAUAUAAUGAGCUCUACAUUUAUAUGGAGCGAUUUGAUGGACGUAUUGACUACGCUCGAUAUGAUCGAUUUGGGAUUUCCAAUGAAAAUGAUAAGUACAGAAUAAAUAUUUUGGGUGAGUUCUCUGGUAAUGUUGAGGACAAGUUGCGAUCACAUGCAUAUAUGAUGUUCUCGACAUCUGAUUCCGAUAACGAUGCUUGGGCUGAGGGAAGCUGUGCUCAUUAUCGAGAAGCUGGUUGGUGGUACGAAAGCUGUGUUACCUCUUUCUUGCAUGGAGCAUACUAUAAUCGGGCUACAGAUAGUUACAGUUCCAUAUAUUUCAAUUAUCCUCACACUAUCAAAAAGCUGAAAAUUAUGAUACGUCCGAUUUCUAAAAAUUGAGUAGCCUACAGUAACUAAUUGAAUAAAUAAAGUUUACAGCCUGCUCAGAAUAUUGCCAAUCUUACAUAAAA